GUGGGAACCCGGCCCGGGCCCGGAGGGAGGGAGCGAAGGAAGGAAGCGGCCUUUGUCCCGGCCCGGACGCCGCGAGCGCGGGCGGGGGGGCUCCAGAGCCAACCAGAGGCACCAAGACUGCGGCCCCCACCAGAGGCCUCUGGGAGGUCGGCUCCCAGGAAGGGAAUAACCAUGGAAGCCCCUUGGACUCAAGUGCGGGAGGAGCGAGCUCCAGUCUGCCUCAGCUCCCAGCCAGUGACUCCGGGCGCCCGGGGGCAGAGGAGAGAGCUUUGGGCCGGAAGCUGGGGCCCCUGGGCUCCCCCUCUGACUCACUGCGUGAACUUGGAAAAGUCACCUCCCCCCUGUGAACCCCCGUGCUCCCGCCUCGGAAGCGGCUGUGGUGGAGGAGGACUGGACAGCAUCAAGGAGGCCGGACCCCUUGUUCCAGGGGACCAGGCUCUUCCAGCUCCAGGCUGCCCCGGGCCCGCCGAGGAGCACGAGACAGCGCACGCGCCCCUCCUCAGGGUGCAGGAGGCGGUGACAUUCAAGGACGUGUACGUGGACUUCAGCCUGGCCGAGUGGGGCUAUCUGGGCCCUGACCAGAGGGAGCUCUACAGGGACGUGAUGCUGGAGAACUACUGGAACCUGGUCUCGCUAGGAGCCGAAUUCCCCAGCUCCAAACCUGAGCUCAUCUCCCAGCUGGAGCAAAGUGGAGGAGAGCCAUGGCCGCGGGAAGGACCCCCGGGGGGCCCCUGCCCAGAUGGGCGCCCCAGGACUCUGGAUUCAGGGCCACGCCGGGAUGUCCCUGAAAAAUCUCCCUCUCGGGAAGAAAAACUUGAAGGGCUCAGAAGAGAUGGCUCAGGGGCCUUCAGGUUGAGACAAGCCUCAGAACAUGAGGGUCAAGGAGCUCCACAGCAGAGUAGCCGGGAGCCCCCCCGGACCCCCCUGCCUACCUCCCACAAAGACCUGCCUUCUGGGGACAGAGGCUACGAAUGUAACAAAUUUAUUAGAAAUCUGGGCCUGAGAAACCUUUCCAUAGCACGGGGAGAGACCCCAUCCGUAAAGACUCUCCUCAGUCGUGACAACAGAGAGAGCUUCCAACAAAACUCAGUCACGGCUAAACUUCCCAGAAGCAGCGGCGAGAAGAGACCUUUUCGGUGUACGGAGUGUGAAAGGACCUUUCUUUAUCAGUCGGACCUUAUUAUACACCAGAGAAUUCACACUGGAGAGAAACCUUAUAAAUGUAAUGACUGUGGUAAAGCCUUCAGUAAUAGUUCCUACUUUAUUCAGCAUCAUAUCAUUCAUACUGGAGAGAAGCCUUACGCGUGUAAUAUAUGUGGGAAAACCUUCAGCCAGAGCUCAUCCCUCACUGAACAUCAGCGCAUUCACACCGGGGAGAAGCCCUACUCGUGUAAAGAGUGCGGGAAGGCCUUCACGCAGAGCUCGUCCCUAAUCAAGCACCAGCGCUGCCACACUGGAGAAAAGCCCUUCAAGUGUAAGGAGUGUGGCAAAGCUUAUACCCAGGUGUCCCACGUUGCCCGCCACAGAAAAAUCCACACUGGAGAGAGACCCUAUAAAUGUAACGAGUGUGGGAAAGCCUUCUUUCACACCGCCUCCCUUACGCAACACCAGGCGAUUCACACGGGGGAGAAGCCCUACAAGUGCAACGAGUGUGGGAAAACCUUCAGCCACAGCUCGUCCCUGACUCAGCACCAGCGAGUGCACACCGGCGAGAAGCCCUACGAGUGCGGCGACUGCGGCAAGUCCUUCAGCCACAGCUCCUCUCUCACCCAGCACCAGCGCAUCCACACUGGCGAGAAGCCCUACGGGUGCAACGAGUGCGGGAAGGCCUACACCCAGAUCUCACACCUCAUGCGCCACCAGACCGUCCACAUGGGGGAAAAGCCCUAUAUCUGCAAUGAGUGCGGGAAGGCCUUCAGCCACACCUCGUCCUUCACGCAGCACCUGACCGUGCACACCGGAGAGAAGCCCUACAAGUGCAACGAGUGCGGGAAGACUUUCAGCCAGAAUUCUUCCCUUACACGGCACUUGAGGAUUCACACCGGAGAGAAGCCCUACGUGUGCAAGGAGUGUGGGAAGCGUUACACUCAGGUCUCCCAUCUUAUUCAGCACAAGAGAAUUCAUACUGGAGAGAAACCUUACCGCUGUGGCGAGUGUGGCAAGGCCUUCAGCCGGAGCACCCACCUUAAUGAACAUCAGAAAAUUCACACCGGAGAAAAGCCCUAUAAAUGUAAUGAAUGUGGGAAAUCUUUUAGCCACAGCUCCUCUCUUAAUCAACAUCAGAGGAUUCAUACUGGAGAGAAGCCUUAUGAAUGUGAUGACUGUGGGAAAACCUUCAGCCAGAGUAUACACCUUAUUCAGCAUCAGCGAAUUCACACCGGGGAGAAACCCUAUGAAUGUAACGAAUGUGGGAAAGCCUAUACCCAGAUCUCCCACCUUCUUCAACACCAGAAGAUUCAUACAGGAGAAAGACCCCAUCGAUGCGCAACAUGUGCAGAGAGUUUUAGGCAGAAUGCAGACCAGAUCAAACAUCGAGUAAUCCAUGCUGGAGAGAAAGCUCACACAUGCGACGAAUGCGGGAAGGCCUUCAGUCACCGCUCCAACCUUAUUCGACACCAGAGAAUCCAUACGGGAACCAGACCCUAUGAAUGUAGUGAGUGUGGGAAACUCUUCAGUCACAGUUCAUCCCUUAUCCAGCAUCAGAUAACCCACACUGGAGAGAAACCUUACCGGUGUAAAGACUGCGGCAAGGCUUUCAGCCGGAGCGCCUACCUGACCGAACACCAGCGGAUUCACACCGGGGAGAAGCCCUACAAAUGUGGGGCUUGUGGGAAGGCCUUCGGCCGGAGCACGUACCUCGCCCAGCACCAGAGAGUGCACAUCGGGGAGAAGCCCUACGCAUGCGGACAGUGUGGGAAAAGCUUCAGCCACCGGUCGGCCAUCACCCAACACCAGAUCGUUCACACAGGAGAGAAACCUUACGAGUGUAUCGAGUGUGGGAAAGCCUUCGGCCGGAGUGCUUACCUUAGCAUCAGAAAAUUCACAUCGGGGAGAAGCCUUAUGAAUGCGGGCAGUGUGGGAAAAGCUUCAGCCACCGGUCCGCCAUCGCCCAGCAUCAGAUCAUUCACACGGGAGAGAAACCUUACGAGUGUGGCAUUUGUGGGGAGGCCUUCGGCCGCAGGGCCCACCUCACUCGCCACCAAAGGACUCACACCCGAGAAAGACCCUACGGGUGCAGCGAGUGCGGGAAGGCCUUCAGCCACAGCUCCACCCUCCUUCAGCACCAGAUCAUCUCCACUGGGGAGAAGCCCUACGAGUGUAACGUGUGCGGAGAGGCCUUCAGCCGCAGCGCCCACCUCACUCGCCACCAAAGGACUCACACCCGAGAGAAGCCCUAUGGAUGCAGCGAGUGCGGGAAGGCCUUCAGCCACAGCUCCACCCUCGUGGAGCACCAGUUCCUACACACCGGGGAGAAGCCUUACAGAUGUGACGAGUGUGGCAAGGCCUUCAGCCGGAGCACCUAUCUCACUCAGCACCAGAGAAUCCACACCGGAGAGAAGCCCUACGAGUGCAGAGAGUGUGGGAAGGCCUUCCGGUUGCGCUCAACCCUCACUCAACAUCAAAUCAUCCACACCGGGGAGAAGCCCUACAAGUGCACUGAAUGCGGGAAGGCCUUCAGUCAGUUUUCGACCCUCAUUCGCCACCAGAGAACCCAUUCUGGAGAGAAAGCCUAGUCCUGUCAGAGGUCCAGAAGGUCGUGAGCUGAGCAGGAGCCAGGAGUCUCUGGUCCCCGAUCUGCCGCCCACUUGGUGAGCCCGGUCCCGUCAGUCAGCUGCCAAAUGGGAGGCUCAGACGAUGUGAACCUUAGCCUUAGGAUCUCAGGUCAGUCUCCUCCUUGGUGCCUCAUUUUCUUCAAAUCUAAAAUUAAGAUGAGGUGACGAACGAUAUCCCU
This is a messenger RNA of Antechinus flavipes (yellow-footed antechinus), 3952 nucleotides long. RefSeq names its product zinc finger protein 420-like. The record is from RefSeq and is a predicted model, not a curated record. Gene Ontology annotation, biological process: regulation of transcription by RNA polymerase II. Gene Ontology annotation, cellular component: nucleus. The coding region runs from base 172 to 3813 and encodes 1213 amino acids. The transcript has 8 exons. Gene Ontology annotation, molecular function: RNA polymerase II transcription regulatory region sequence-specific DNA binding; DNA-binding transcription factor activity, RNA polymerase II-specific. NCBI's taxonomy places the organism in Eukaryota, Metazoa, Chordata, Mammalia, Dasyuromorphia, Dasyuridae.